Messenger RNA from Triticum dicoccoides, 968 nucleotides. RefSeq lists its product as uncharacterized. The record is from RefSeq and is a predicted model, not a curated record. Lineage: Eukaryota; Viridiplantae; Streptophyta; Magnoliopsida; Poales; Poaceae. The annotation marks the transcript as partial. The transcript has 2 exons.
CGGGUCCCUAGUUUUUCUUCAAAAAAGCAAUCGGGUCCUCCGCCUCCUUCUCCUCCUCAUCGCCGGCCUCCUUCUUCCCCAGCCGCAAACCACCCCAAGCUCCCGGCCACUAACCACUGCAAGUCUCUCUCCUGCCUCAUCCGGGAGACCUACGCGCACUGCCAUGUCCCCUGCCUCAGGAUCCCCGGCGCCGGGUGGAGCUCCGACGAUGACACAGACGACGAGGACGCGCUCGACACCAAACAGGUGAUACUCAACGAGAUGAGGAGGCGGCAGCUGAAGAAGGAGUCGCGGUGCAGCGCGGGCUCUCCGACUCUGUCGAGCGCCUUCAUCUGGUCGUUCACCCCGCUCGAUCCGAGAAGCGUUCUGGAGAAGGUCUCGAGCCCUGAGCAGUUCGUCGUGGUGGAAGGGGAGCAGAAGGAAGAGGCGGAGGCGGGCAGCGACAACGGCGACGCCGAGAGCGAGGCGUUCUUCUCGGUGAAGAGCUUCUUCACGCGCAGCACGAGCCGGGCGGCGACCGUGGCGUCGUUGACGGACAUGGGCCCGCCGGCGACGUGGGAGGGCUUCCAGCACUGCGAGGGGUGGCCGUUCGGGCUGUGCCGCCGCCCCGCCGUGCCCCCGCUGCCCAGCACGCCGGCCGACUCCUGGAAAUGGCGCAAGCAGAGCAGUGGCCGCAACCUCGUCGUGAGCCCGCGCCCUGUGUACGGUCACAAGAUCACAGCGACUUAAGCGGCUGGGGAAGGAGGCCGGCGAUGAGGAGGAGGAGGCGGAGGACCCGAUUGCUUUUUUGAAGAAAAACUAGGGACCCGAUUGCAUUUUUAGCCCGUUUAUGUGUGGGGUCGGGCAGUCAGAUUUGCGUUUAACCCAGGCAAAGCGAGCAGUUUUCACACUUGGUAGUUUUUUGUCACGGAUUAAUAAAAAAAGUGGUAGUUUUCGAGACAAAAUCGUAAAGUGGUAGUUUUCUGUCA